Molecule: messenger RNA, 1098 nt
Organism: Emys orbicularis (European pond turtle)
Lineage: Eukaryota; Metazoa; Chordata; Testudines; Emydidae
Gene: SHD
Product: Src homology 2 domain containing transforming protein D
Exons: 8
Coding region: 1-1098 (365 amino acids)
Molecular function (GO): phosphotyrosine residue binding
Source: RefSeq, a predicted model, not a curated record
AUGGCCAAGUGGCUGAAAGAUUACUUGAGUUUUGGGAGCAGGAGGUCUCCUCCACAGCCCCCCAAGCCCGACUACACGGAGAGUGAGAUUUUAAAGGCUUACAGAGCGCAGAAGAGCCUGGAUUUUGAGGAUCCCUAUGAAGACAGUGACAAUAAACUGGAGCCGGAUCCUGGGGGGUCGGGCUCCCCAAAUACGGCAGCUGCUGGUGGCUGUGCGGAAGGGAAAUACACCUCCCCAAAACACAGGCUUAUCAAAGUGGAGUCCAAAGCUCUGUUGGCGACGGCUGCUGAGGAACUCAAAGGCGGUCCAGGGCAGGAGGGCGAUGGCGACAGCGAGUACUCCGACCCCUUCGAUGCCCGCCGGGAGCAGCCAGGGGACGCCGAGGAGAUGGUGCCGGAGAACAACGGCUACAUGGAGCCCUACGACGCCCAGCGGGUGGUGGCAGAUCUCCAGGGCAAAGGCGACUGGGAGGGCCGGUGGGGGAAGAAGUGCCAGCAGGGGCUGCAGCUUUACGACACCCCCUAUGAAGAGCAGGAGCGAGACCCCGAGGGCGGCCCGGCCAGCCCGGCCCGCGAGAGCCGCCUGCCCCAAGACGACGAGCGGCCGGCGGACGAGUACGAUCAGCCCUGGGAGUGGAAGAAAGACCACAUCUCCCGGGCCUUUGCAGUGCAGUUCGAGAACCCCGACUGGGAGCGCCCCUCCUCCCUGAACAAAGAGCGCCGUCGGCCCCCGGAGCGCAGCCCCCCCGUGGCCGAGCGCGUGGACCCCUCGCUGCCACUGGAGAAGCAGGUGUGGUACCACGGCUCCAUCAGCAGAGCGGACGCCGAGACCCUGCUGACUCUGUGCAAAGAAGGCAGCUACCUGGUGCGGAACAGCGAAACCAGCCACCAUGACUACUCCCUGUCGCUCAGGAGCAGCCAGGGCUUCAUGCACAUGAAGUUCACCAGGACCAGGGAGAGCAAGUAUGUGCUGGGCCAGAACAGCGCCCCCUUCGAGAGCAUCCCCGAGGUCAUCCACUACUACACGGUGCAGGAGCUGCCCGUCAAAGGGGCCGAGCAACUCUCGCUGCUGUACCCCGUCGCCGUGCAGACCCUCUGA